AUGGGUCUUGGACCCCCAGCCAGUUUACUUUCAGAGAAACCAGCAGCUCUCAUCAUGAACACUACCACGCAGGACGAAUACAGCAGUGCUCAAGUGCAGAAACUGGGCCAGCCGGGCAUCACUGCUUCAGCCGCAGCUUCCAUACACAACCCAGUUUAUGACGAAGGCGCAGAGAGUUCGCUCAGGAUUGAUUUGCCGCACGGUGUCAGAACUGUCGAGGCGGUAACUUCAGUUUGGUCCAAAAGAGCAUUGACGGUUGCUAUGAUCCUCUUUUAUAUCUUUCUCUUUGCGGUGUCCUUGCAGCAAGAAGUCACUACCAACCUAGCUCCUUAUGUCACCUCAUCCUUUGAACUCCACUCCCUCACUGCAACGACACAAGUGAUUGCUGGCGUUAUCGGGGGUGUUUCCAACCUACCGAUCGCUAAGGUUCUUGAUCUUUGGGGUCGAACCGAAGGAUUCUCAGUCAUGACUGUUUGUUGUACCAUCGGAUUGGCCAUGAUGGCGGCAUGUCGUAAUGUCCAAGUGUACGCAGCUGCGCAGGUGCUAUACUGGGUGGGAUACAAUGGAUUGGAGUACAUUAUAAGUAUUUUCAUUGCGGAUGCGACCUCCUUACUCAGUCGCUCCGUGAUUCUGGGAAUAUCACAAACACCAUACUUGGGUACGGCCUUUGCCGGCCCUCCAAUUGCUCAGUGGUUUCUAGAUCACAGCAGCUUCCGAUGGGCAUACGGUAUGUUUGUCAUAACAACACCCAUCUUUGCGGCGCCUAUUGUGCUACUAUUUUUGCACAACCAGCACAAGGCCGCGACCAUCGCCCGUGUCGUAGAAACUCCCUCACCAGAAAACCACAGCCAUUGGCAUUCGUUGAAGACGCACUGCAAGUCCUUGGAUUUAAUGGGCAUGCUGCUUCUCAUGGCCGGCUUUGUGCUUCUGCUUUUGCCGCUCAGUUUGGCCGCACGAGCCCCCGACGGCUGGCGGACCGGUUACAUCGUUGCGAUGUUAGUUCUCGGAGUCAUAUUCUUGAUUGCUUUCGCCGCAUGGGAGAAAUGGAUGGCUCCUGCCACGCUACUCCCCUUCCGAUUCCUCACGGAUCGAAGUGUGAUCGGUGCCUGCGUGGUUGCCUGCGGCCAAUUUAUCAGUUUCUACUGUUGGGCGUCGUAUCUCAUAUCUUAUCUCCAGGUGGUUCAUAGGCUAAGUGUCCAGCAUGCAGGCUAUGUGUUGGAUGCUUACACGCUAAUGUCUUGCUUCUGGGCGGUCAUGACGGGGCUACUCAUUCAGAAAAGCGGCCGGUUCAAAUGGCUUGGGGUCUGCGCGGUACCCUUGAUGCUUCUUGGUACUGGCCUUCUCAUUUACUUCCGAGCUGCUGGGACACCCAUUGGAUAUGUGGUUAUGUGUCAGAUCUUGAAUGGUGUCGCUGGAAGUACCCUGUUAGCGGCCCAGCGCAUGGCCGCCCAAGCUGUGGUCAACCACGAGGAAGUGGCGGUCGUAACAGCCUUGAUUGGUCUUUUUUCCUCCCUGGGUGCAGCCAUUGGAUCGACGAUUGCCACUGCGAUCUGGACGAAUCUGAUGCCCCGAUAUUUGAUGAUCUAUUUACCGGCCACGGACCUAGACAUGCUCCCGAUCAUAUACGGCAGCAUCGUCCAGCAGCUUCAAUAUCCUUGGGGUAGCCCAACCCGGGAUGCGAUCGUACACGCCUAUGGCGACGUUCAGCGCCGGCUGCUCAUUGCGGGUACAUGCUUCGUUCCCCUUGUGCUCGGCGGGGUACUACUCUGGAAGGACACUCAGGUGAAGGGGAUGAAACAGACGAAAGGGACUAUUUAUUAG
Molecule: messenger RNA, 1821 nt
Organism: Aspergillus bombycis
Lineage: Eukaryota; Fungi; Ascomycota; Eurotiomycetes; Eurotiales; Aspergillaceae
Exons: 8
Coding region: 1-1821 (606 amino acids)
Biological process (GO): transmembrane transport
Molecular function (GO): transmembrane transporter activity
Source: RefSeq, a predicted model, not a curated record